UUGCUCGCUUCGCAUAUUCUUCCCCAGAUAAAUACACUCCGUCAAAAAUUUCCCCCCUUCUCCUCAUUUUUUUUCACCCAAAUCGCGUCCAGUUUCUUCUCUCUCUCUCCUCUCAAAACCCUAAACCCCCUCAUAAAAUUCACAUUUCCGAACAAAUUUCAACCUCGAUUCCGGUCUCUGAUCCGUAUUAUUCGCCGCGAAUCCUAGAGUCGAUGCAAGCUCUAAUCUGGGAGGCCUCCGGAAAGAUAUGACCAUAGCAUUUCGUUUCAUAGAAGUAAAGGAAACCGAAAAUGGCUUCAAGAGCAAUUGUCAGAGGGAGAAAGUGCCUGUUGAGGCACCUGAACGGUCCCUUUCGUCCGUGUUCUGGUUUUUCUAGUUUUGCACACGGAAGAUCUGGUCAGGACUCAGAUAAAAAAGUCCAGGGUUUUAAUUAUUCUGACAGUAAGGAGGAGUCGAUUCUAGUGCCAAAAGAGAACUUGCACUUUUCAUCGAGAGGAUUUCUUAGCCGUCCAACUUUCAGUACUCAGUAUGGGGGAUCAGAUAUUCAUCCCUUGGGAGUUAGGUGGACUUUGCAGCAGCAAUACAUACGAGCUAUGUCAACAGCUACAGCUGGUCAGCCUGAAAUAAGACAACAUGAUGAUGUUAAAGAAGGUCAGAAUCAAAAACAAACAAAAGAAGCAUCACCGGAGGAAUGUGACCAGGCAGUUGAAGGCCUAAGUAAUGCAAAGGCUAAAGCAAAAGCCAAAAAACUUCAAGAAUCACAGAAAGUUUCUCAAUCAAUUGUUCAGAAGUUGUGGGUUAAACUUUUGGGUAUUGGUCCUGCUUUGAGAGCAGUUGCUUCCAUGAGCAGGGCUGACUGGGCUGUAAAGUUGCGCCAUUGGAAGGAUGAAUUUGUUUCUACUCUGAAGCAUUAUUGGCUGGGUUCGAAAUUACUCUGGGUAGAUGUCAGAAUUUCUUCGAGAUUAUUGCUCAAACUUGCUAGUGGGAAGAGUCUCUCCAGGAGGGAAAGGCAGCAACUAACUCGUACCACAGCUGAUAUAUUCAGGCUGGUUCCUGUUGCUGUUUUUAUCAUUGUCCCAUUCAUGGAAUUCUUGCUUCCAGUAUUUCUUAAAUUAUUCCCGAACAUGCUGCCAUCAACUUUUCAAGACAAAAUGAAAGAACAGGAAGCUUUAAAAAGGAGACUCAAUGCCCGAAUCGAGUAUGCAAAAUUUUUGCAGGACACUGCUAAGGAAAUGGCAAAAGAGGUACAGCUCUCCCAUACUGGAGACAUCAAACAGACAGCAGAAGAUUUAGAUGAAUUCUUGAACAAGGUCCGGACUGGUGCUAACAUUUCAAAUGAAGAAAUCUUAAGCUUUGCAAAACUAUUCAAUGAUGAGUUGACUCUGGACAACAUCAGCAGGCCAAGAUUGAUCAAUAUGUGCAAGUAUAUGGGAAUUCCACCAUAUGGAACUGAUAAAUAUUUACGCUAUAUGCUUCGGAAAAAAUUGCAACAGAUAAAGGAGGAUGAUAAACUAAUCAAAGCAGAGGGUGUAGAGUCUCUUUCGGAAGAGGAACUCCGUCAAGCAUGUCGUGAGCGAGGCCAUCUAGGAUUGCUCUCAACAGAGGAGAUGCGCCAGCAGCUGCGAGAUUGGUUGGAUUUAUCUCUGAAUCAUUCUGUUCCAUCUUCUCUCCUCAUACUUUCUAGAGCCUUCACCGUGUCUGGGAAGUUGAAACCUGAAGAGGCUGUUGUAGCUACACUAUCAUCUCUACCAGAUGAGGUUGUAGAUACUGUUGGUACUGGAUUGCCAUCUGAAGAUUCCAUCUCAGAAAGGAAGAGGAAGUUGGAGUUCCUUGAAAUGCAAGAAGAACUUAUUAAGGAGGAAGAGAAGAAGCUAGAGAAAGAAGAGAAAGCUAAAAUAAAGGAAUCUGAAAUUGGCGAGGAGGAUAUUGCUUUGAAAGAGAUGACUGGUCCUACUGCUCGAGAAGCAGAAGAGCUUGCACAAACAAAAACUUCAGAAAAGCAAGAGCAAUACGGCAGAAUCAGCCGUGCUCUGGCUGUUCUAGCCUCAGCAUCUUCAGUCAGUAGGGAGCGUCAGGAGUUUUUGAGCCUUGUUAACAAAGAGAUAGAAUUGUAUAAUGCCUUACUUGAGAAAGAGGGUACUGAUGGAGAGGAAGAAGCUAAGAAGUUGUACAAAGCUGCGAGAGAUGAAGCUACUGAAGUAGCUUCAGAAGAUAAGGUCACAUCUGCGCUUCAAGAUAGGAUUGACAGCAUGCUUCAAAGCCUUGAAAAAGAGAUUGAUGAUGUUGAUGCUAAAAUCGGUAACCGUUACAAUCUACUUGAUAGGGAUCACGAUGGCAAAGUGACACCAGAAGAGGUUGCCACUGCAGCUAUGUACCUUAAAGAUACCUUGGGCAAGGAGAGCGUCCAAGAGCUCAUUAAUAACCUUUCAAGAGACAGAGAUGGUAAGAUUCUUGUCGAAGACAUUGUCAAGCUGGCCAGCCAAGCUGAGGAGGUCAAUGACGAUGAGAUUGAGAAUAGAUAGUUGCUAUAAUCAAAGGCAGUAGUAGAAUCCUCUUCUAUUUAUUUUAUAACAACCCAAUAGUCGAGGAUUCUCACAUACAAAAUACAUUUUCAGAAUAAGUCGUUGUAGACCAUCACACUAUUUUUUAUGCAAGGGAUGAUGGUUGCAAUUUUUGCCGCUGUAAAAUUUAGAGAUGGGGCUGAUUAUUAUGUGCACAGAAACACGAGGGACUUGAUUCUAUCGCAUCAGAUUACAAAGAUCCUAUAGUCGCAACAGAUUGGGUUUCUUCUGUCUAUUGAGCAGCCAACCCUAACUCAUGAUGCCCACACCCCUUCAAAGGAUUAUGGUGCUUAGAAUACUGUUAUUUAAUGAAGAUUUUGGAGACAUGCAGAUGCAAAUGUAAUAAAAAAGUGUUUUAAUUUUAAAUAAAAUUUGGCCAAGAGGGUAUUUUGGGGAAAGAAUGGUCUGUUGUAUAUAUCUUUGCCAGCUAUAGUUUUUUCUUGUGA
Asparagus officinalis (garden asparagus) is the source of this 3007-nucleotide messenger RNA. Its product is annotated as LETM1 and EF-hand domain-containing protein 1, mitochondrial-like. Gene Ontology annotation, cellular component: mitochondrial inner membrane. Gene Ontology annotation, biological process: intracellular monoatomic cation homeostasis. The coding region runs from base 291 to 2522 and encodes 743 amino acids. Gene Ontology annotation, molecular function: calcium ion binding; ribosome binding. Lineage: Eukaryota; Viridiplantae; Streptophyta; Magnoliopsida; Asparagales; Asparagaceae. The transcript has 15 exons. The record is from RefSeq and is a predicted model, not a curated record.